GACACUCCCAUUUUUGAGGUUACUCAUAACUGACAUAAGCUUAUUUACAAAUUUUGUGUGUAAUUAGUAACAGUGAUAUUAAUUAUAAUUGGCUUUUAUUAACGUGUCUAAUAUUAUUGAAUGUUUUUCAUUUGUUUGUAAUUUUAAAGCACCGUUCAUACAACAUAAUGGUACACAAUUGAUUGUAAAAAGGUUACCCACACGACAAUUUAUAAAAAACAAUCACAGAGUAACUAUAAAAAUGGCGUUAGAAAAUAGUGCCUUAAUAGCUUUGUUAAUUUUGUGCCUUAUAUCUUUUGGGGAGGCAAUGAGAUGCUACCAGUGCAGUUCCAAUCAAGAUCCAAAGGGUGAAGAUAACUGUGGAGCAUAUAAAAAGUUUGACAAAAGUAACCACAUUGCAGUUGAUUGCAAUACUGAAGAAAGUCAUAUGCCAGGUUCAUUUUGUAUGAAAGUUGUACAACAAAGCCCAAAAGGAUUUAUUUGGGAUGGAAGGUGGAGACAAGUGAUUAGGAGGUGUGCUUCUGUAGCUGAUACUGCUGUAACUGGUGUUUGCAAUUGGGGAGUGUAUGAGAAUGCAGUUUUUUGGGAAGAGUGUUAUUGUUCAGAAGAUGAAUGCAACUCUGCAAAUUUGAUAUUUUCAAAUAAAUUGUUGGGAAUUGUUUCUGUACUAGUGAUUUGCUUUCAGCUUCUAUUAUGACCAUUUUAUAUUGAAUUUUUGUAAGUUUUUUUAUGAAUCUCAGACAACUUACUGUUAAAAUCAAUAGAAAUAUUGUAGUGACCUUUAUACAGUACAGUACAUAAUGGUUUCAUUUGAUUUUAAUUGUCCAUGUAUUUAGUACAUGUUAUGUACAUUGUUAGUUUUUAAUAAUCCGUCCAUUAUAAUAAUUUAAUGUACCUAUAUAAAAUAUAUUUGAUAUUUUUAUAAUUAAAAAUUUUAAUGUAUUAUAUGAGUGUUUUUAUUAAUAAAUUUAUACCAUAAACUGA
Messenger RNA from Aethina tumida (small hive beetle), 984 nucleotides. RefSeq lists its product as uncharacterized. The coding region runs from base 242 to 697 and encodes 151 amino acids. The record is from RefSeq and is a predicted model, not a curated record. Lineage: Eukaryota; Metazoa; Arthropoda; Insecta; Coleoptera; Nitidulidae. Gene Ontology annotation, biological process: regulation of synaptic transmission, cholinergic; positive regulation of voltage-gated potassium channel activity; sleep. The transcript has 4 exons.